GGAAGAUAAUUAGGACGGACUGGAGAGUGGUGUUUGGCUCUGAGGUUCGGGUUGCAAGCAAGGGAGAGGGUUGCCCAAGGAUUGACCUGACGCCUUCAUUUUCAGCAGACUUCUCUGAAGUAUGCGUAUACAUUCAGCAGUUCUGGAAUCUACAAGAAUAUGAGCAAAGAUUCUCAGAUGAGGGCCGCAAUCAACCAGAAGUUAAUUGAGAUGGGGGAGAGGGAGAGGUUGAAGGAACUUCUUCGAGCCAAACUAAUAGAGUGUGGUUGGCGGGACCAACUUAAAGCCCAUUGUAAAGAGGUAAUCAAAGAGAAGGGCCUUGAGAAUGUGACUGUGGAAGACUUGGUUGCUGGAAUAACCCCCAAAGGAAGAGCCUUGGUGCCAGACAGUGUGAAGAAGGAGCUUCUGCAGAGAAUAAGGGCUUUCCUGGCCCAGCAUGCUACAUAAUAGACCACCACCAACAACCAACCAUCAUGCAGCUGUCACAUAGACCAGAUAAGGCGGACUCACUAUAAUCAGUGUACUUAUAGUUUUGUUUUUGUACAAUUGUUUUCAUAUGCAGGUUUUUUGUUUUUGUUUUAGCCAUGUAAUAAACAGGUUUCUUUUUUA
Messenger RNA from Engraulis encrasicolus (European anchovy), 609 nucleotides. RefSeq names its product ENY2 transcription and export complex 2 subunit (gene eny2). Gene Ontology annotation, molecular function: transcription coactivator activity; chromatin binding. The record is from RefSeq and is a predicted model, not a curated record. The transcript is spliced from 5 exons. Gene Ontology annotation, cellular component: DUBm complex; nuclear pore; SAGA complex. NCBI's taxonomy places the organism in Eukaryota, Metazoa, Chordata, Actinopteri, Clupeiformes, Engraulidae. Gene Ontology annotation, biological process: regulation of transcription by RNA polymerase II; positive regulation of DNA-templated transcription; poly(A)+ mRNA export from nucleus. The coding region runs from base 160 to 447 and encodes 95 amino acids.